Molecule: messenger RNA, 2439 nt
Organism: Notolabrus celidotus (New Zealand spotty)
Lineage: Eukaryota; Metazoa; Chordata; Actinopteri; Labriformes; Labridae
Gene: tdrkh
Product: tudor and KH domain containing
Exons: 14
Coding region: 161-1819 (552 amino acids)
Biological process (GO): spermatogenesis
Molecular function (GO): RNA binding
Source: RefSeq, a predicted model, not a curated record
AAGUAAUAUUAAGGAACAUGUAUGGUUUUAACGGUGAAUGAAAAUGUAGUUUCCGGUGUGUUUGCAGUGACUCCAGUGAGCUUGAUAGUUGUUGCAGUCAGGGUCGACUUCAGAGAGGGCGAGGGGUCUGUGGAGCCUCCCACUGGGUGCACAGCGUGUCAUGGACGCACUGAAGGAAGGCCAGAUGAGCAGCCUAAGCUCGGGUAAGAUGGUGGCUCUGGCCGCAGGGCUGUCUGUCGGCGCCACAGUGGGCUACAUCGUCUACCGCCAUAUAAGCAGUCCCACCAGCUGUGAGGGACCCGACACUGAGGUAUCCAAGAUGUCCCUUCCUGUAGAAGUCUACAGGAACAUUUCCAGAUACCAGGCCAAGUUUUUAGACAUGGUGACCCAGAAGUCUGGAGCUCAUGUCCAGGUUCUGUCAGACUCAGGAGAGCACACGUCCGUGUGUUUCAUGCUGAAGGGCUCCAAAGAGCAGGUCCUGCUGGCCCGCUGUGUGCUGGAGAACCUGGUGACUGAAUGUGAGCCUGUGACCGAGGCUUUGGAGGUUCCUCAGACCGCUUUAGGGCGGAUAAUAGGUCGUGGAGGAGAGAGUUUGAAACUGAUCACCAGGACCACGGGGGUUAAGGUGUUUUGUCCCAAAGAGAAAGCCCACGUUCCCGGGGCAAACGGCAGCAUGACGAUCACAGGGACCAGAGAUGAGGUGAAACAGGCCAAAGAGUUGAUUCUAGAAAAGGUCAGAGAGGACACGAUGGUGAGGAUGAAGAUCUCACAGUCCUCUGCCCAGCGAAAGAAACGUGGUCACACGGCUGUGAACCAGAGACCAGAGGAGACAGAGACUGAAGUACCCGUAGGCUUGAACAACAACGGCCCCUACGUGCAGACGGAGAAAAACGGGCUCAUUCAUACGCACAGGACCCCUGUAGAAGAAGCAGAUGAUAUCUUUGGAAAGAUGGAGGAGCUGCAGAUCAUCAAUAAGGCGACGGAGCAGGAGGAGAGCAUGUCCACAGACUCCAUCUCUGAAAUUUCUAAGUUUGAAAUUCCCAGCCCGGAUCUCAGCUUUCAGCCUGACGAGCACCUUGAGGUUUACGUUUCUGCUUACGAGAACCCGAACCACUUCUGGAUCCAGAUUCUUGGCGUUCGCUCCCUGCAGCUGGACAAACUGACGGAGGAGAUGAACCGCUUCUACAGCAGCGGCAGCCCCACUGAACAGAAGGUGGAGACGGUUGUGGUCGGGGAUAUCGUGGCGGCUCCGUACAGAGACCACAGCACAUGGAACCGGGCGAGGGUGCUGGGAGUCCUCAGCUCUGGACUGGUGGACCUCUACUAUGUGGACUUUGGAGACAACGGGGAGCUGCCCAGAGACGGCCUCUGCCGGAUGAGGAGCGACUUCCUCAGCUUGCCAUUCCAAGCUAUUGAGUGCAGCUUAGCAGGAGUGAGACCAAAAGGUGAUGUUUGGACCGAAGCCGCUCUGGAUGACUUUGAGGAGCUGACGUUCUGUGCCUGUUGGAGACCCCUGCAGGCCAAACUGUGCAGCUACUCACACUCAGACAUCUCCUCCUGGCCCAGCGUCAGGCUCUACGACAGCAGUGAGGGCAAGACCGUAGAUAUCGGUGAGGAGCUCGUACGGCGGGGUCAUGCUGUCGGCUUCCAGGAGGUGGUGAACGGGAGGACUGAGGGGGAAAAUCUGGGCUGUCUGCAGAGGAUGCUGGAUGAUGUCAUUGGAGCUUCAUCCGAGCUCAGUCUCUCCUGUAUCAGCUUAUCAGAAGCUGCCUCCAUCUCAGGAAGUGUUGACGACGGUGCUGAGGAGGAGCUGCUCUGACACCAAAGACACACAUUCGAUUAAAGCACUGACCAUCCCACUCCUCAGCAUCAGUUCAUGAGAUGAAGGGGGGCGUGUCCUUGUCUGACCCAAACUCAACCACAUAGAUCCUCAUCAAGAAGCCUUACCUACUUGAAGCGCAGGCGGCAGUUCUUCCAGCCAUAUAUUCACUUUAUCGUUGUUACAUCAGGUCACAAUGAAAUGUUCUGUUUGGCCUUCAUAAUGUUCUGUUGUAGCCGAUGCUGCUUUGCUUAUCCGUGUUGUUGAUUUGUGUCUUAUUUUGUGUUGAAGAAAUGAAGAGAGGAACAAAAAGAACCGAAUGCCAGUAUUAUUUUUUGAAGAGCACUGUGAUAUCUAUCAGAGAGACCAGAGGGCAGCUGGUACGCUAAAAGGUCUAGUUUAUUUCUCCAGAUGUAUGUACAUUGAGAUUAAAUCGCCUUUGUAUGAGGCUGCACAGGUUAUUAUAUUUUGAAAGUGAAACCGUAAAACAAUUAUUGAUUGUUCAGUAAAAAAAGUGACAUCAUACUGUGUCUUUAAUGACGAAGAAAGUGUUAGUUUGUCUUCAGAGGUGUAAUAGACUGCACUAUAUAUAAUAAAGGAUUUAUUUUAUGUCACAAGAA